Molecule: messenger RNA, 2316 nt
Organism: Penicillium bovifimosum
Lineage: Eukaryota; Fungi; Ascomycota; Eurotiomycetes; Eurotiales; Aspergillaceae
Exons: 2
Coding region: 1-2316 (771 amino acids)
Biological process (GO): regulation of DNA-templated transcription; DNA-templated transcription
Cellular component (GO): nucleus
Molecular function (GO): transcription cis-regulatory region binding; DNA-binding transcription factor activity, RNA polymerase II-specific; zinc ion binding
Source: RefSeq, a predicted model, not a curated record
AUGUCCGAGACCUCCUCGACACCACAAGGCGAAUCAAGCAGCCAACACGGAUCAGCGCAGCCGUUGAAUCGCUCCUGUGAGUCCUGUCGAAGUCUGAAGGUCCGCUGUCUACCAAGUCCGUCGACGCCAAACCAGUGCCAGCGAUGCGCUAAGGGGAAGAGACCUUGUGUGUUUGUGGCACCUCAAAGGCGGCGGCCGCGCAAGCGGACGGACUCACGGGUCGCACAGUUGGAGAAGGAGAUGCGGGUGAUGCGCUCGCUGUUGAAGAAUCGUAUCCCCGAAGAGGAAGAGCCGGAGUCCGGCGAGGACAGCAACGGGGAAGACGACCACGAUUCAACUGAUAUGGACAUGAAAAGUGGUCUCGACUUGCGAGACCAUUCUGCUCACCCGUCUGAGGAUGCCCGGUAUAUGGACUACUCUCCAGAACUGAUGAAAGGCACGCAUGAGAGUGGUGCAUUUUCGGCACCGCCUGCCUUCGCCGGCAUGCCGGCUGGCUUUGAGGCCGAGCAGGGAACGGUCCAGCCUGUGGAGGACGUGAUCGAUCGGGGGAUUAUCUCGCUCGAAGACGCGGAGCAAUUGGUGGCAUAUUACAUCCACGAGCUUGCAUCAUUCUUCCCAUUAGUUGUCUUGCCAUCAAACACCACGGCAGCCCAACUGCGACAAACAAAGCCAAUUCUGUUCCUCUCGGUGAUUGCCGCAACAUCCAUCACGGUUGACGCAGGAUUGGCAGCGGUGCUGAACCGCGAGAUGAUUCGCCUGUAUGCAGAGCGGUUCUUCAUUCAGGGUGAAAAGUCACUAGAGUUAGUGCAGGCGCUGCUGCUGAUGAUCAUCUUCUACCUCCCGCCCACCUCCCCAUUGAAGCUGCAGCUGUAUCAGUACACCCACAUUGCCUCGACGAUGGCACUGGAGAUUGGGUUAGCAAACAAACGGCGUGUGUCGAAGAAACCCGACCGCAAGCGCAGCAGACAGGAGCCACACGACGAGCUGCUGGCCGAGCAGGCACGAGCAGUCCUCGGCUGCUACCAUCUCGGCUCGAGUGUUGCGAUGAAGACACGUCGACCAAACUUGCUCCAGUUCAAUGACUGGAUGGCCGAGUGUCUCAAGCACCUGGAACACUCACCACACCGAUCGGAUCGACAUCUGGCGGUCUGGUUUGAGCUUCAACGGAUAACCGAUGAAGCAAUGUCCUCAUUUGGUCUGGACGAUACCAGCACCACAUCACCACUGACCGAGUCACGGGUGCAAGCCGUAUUGCGCUGGUUCGAUAAGCGGAUCGAGACGUGGAAGAACAGCAUCCCUUCGGACCUGAUGACCGUCCCCCUAAUCCUCGAAUACCGCUCCACAACACUAGCCAUGUACGAACUCGGCGUGGGAGAAGGAUACCGCGACCCAGACGCCUUCAAACGCCGAUACUUCACGCUGCCAACGCUCGACGAAGAAGGCAACGACAGCAACAACCAAGCGCCAGACUGCCCCCUCAGCGCAAUUCGGAUCGACAUCAACAUGAAAUGGAUGAACGCCGCGCAAGAACUGCUAGACGCCGUGCUGGCAUGCAGCACAGACACACUGCGUAAACUCCCAAAUCUCACAUACACCCGGUUCGGGAUGGCCGUAACAUCGCUGCUGAAAAUCCACUUCUCUGUGCGCACCGGUGCUCUCGGAGAAGUGGUCACUCCACAGACAGUGAACGUGGCCUAUUACCUCGAAGCCCUAGCAAUCAAAUUGAGUGGCGCAAGCGACGGAGGCAAAUACAACAUCCCAACCCGAUGGUAUCAAGUCGUGGGCGUGAGGGGCAAGGACUGGUAUGACCGCCUGGAGCGACGAUACAGCCUGGGGCCAGAGAAUAGUGUCGGUGUCGUAUCAGGGAGUCCGUCGACCGGCACCGUAGACUCGAUGUCGGUUCCAGGAUCAGGAGCUGCGUCUCAGCCUUUCCAGACCCAAGGCCAGGGCCAAGGUAUCGUACCAGACACACACAUGGCCCAAGUGACACCCUCGACGAUGGACUCGUACUCAGUUCCCGUUCCUGUUCCCCCAAUGGCACCGGGAAUGGACACCAUGCGCGACGGAUACGUUGCGAUGAACAGUGGAGGCAUGUGGCCGAUGGACAGCCAGGGCCAUAACGCACAUUACUUCCACAGCAUGAACACAGCGGGAUAUCAGCCUUCGCCAUCACAUCCGCAGGCAGGGUUACCGCAGUUCGGAUACGAGCAGCAGCGCAUGCCUCCUAUGCAGCAUAUGGCUCGCGCGGGGAUGGAGUUGGAUGGGUGGAUUCCUGAUGGGAGUAUCUUUGGGAUGCCGCCGUUGCCUGAGUUCUGA